Molecule: messenger RNA, 6799 nt
Organism: Closterium sp. NIES-67
Lineage: Eukaryota; Viridiplantae; Streptophyta; Zygnematophyceae; Desmidiales; Closteriaceae
Source: the annotation of a GenBank genome assembly
UUGCUCUCUUUAAGGGAAGCACCACCAACCAUUGCACGCACGAGGACGGGACAGCUGCUCCUCGGCUCUAUCCACUGUCACAAACACUCUGCGGCCGGACGCCUUUCGUCGCGCUCGCGUUGGCCUUGGCAGUUCCACCACUCUGUAGGCGCCGUCUCCCCAUUAUCUUCCGUUCACGUAGCCCGCGAGGUCUCAUUGCGCAGCGUUCGUCCCUCUAAGCAUGUCCGUUUCGAAGAUCCGGUAACUGCCCACAAACCAUGAGCAACGCAGUCCCCUAGUAGCGCCAGCAGAAUGCAACAGGAUUGAGCGGAUAGCAGUCUCCAUUAUCAGUAAUUAAUUAUUGGCGCCGCGCCUCGCGAUGGACGACUCGAGGGUGGGAGUACAGCGGAAAUCAGGCCUCGCCCUCCAUGGCCGUAGCAUCAGCGCAAAGGAGUCGAGCCGCGUGCUGCUUGCGGGAGCUCAAGCGUCCGAAAGCCUCACCCGCACGACCACCCUAUACCAUCCCACCCACGCCUACAGCCACUACCCACCGGCGGACGAACCAAACCUAGCCUCGGUAGACUUCCGAGCCUGGCUCGCAGACCAGGUGAAGUUCAGCCGGAGCCUCGUCAUCCCGCAGGUCCCGGAGAAGCCGAGCUUCCUCGAGACGUUCGCGCCGUUCAAACUCUUGGGGCGCGUGGGGAGCAAGAAGGCGCAGUGCACGGUGGCGAUGCACGUGCACGGGGUGGACAACUUCCCCAAGGACUUUGAGGGCAAGGAGCUCGUCGUGCAGUGGCUGCGCCGCGGCAUGUCCGUCGGCACGAGCCCCAUGGUGGUCCACCGCGGCGUGGCGCGCUUCGAGCAGACGUUAACGAUGUCGUGCACCAUGUUCUUCAACGCUGGCGCGCAGGGGACGGUGAAGUUCAAGCGGAAGGCGUCCACGCUCUGCGUGCAGAUGCUGAAGCCCUCCGGGAUUGGCUACGUCGCGGAGCUCGGGCGGCAUUCCGUGGAUCUAGCGAAACUGCUGCCCGCGGCGCUGCACGAGAGGGAGGGCCAGCCGGUGACGCUGAGCUUCCAGCUCGCGGGGUUGGCGGAGGGGGCGGUCAUGGUUGCGACGUUCGGGUACGAGUUACAACUCGCCCGAGGCGUUUCGUACAUCGCGCGAGUUGACACGAAGUCGUUCCGCCUGUACGCCGCGACCGCGAUCGCCGCGGCCGCCGCUGCGGUGUCGCCCACCGGCAGCCCGCAGGGGAGCCCACAGGCCAGUCCGCGCGGCGGGAAGGAUAAUGACGAAGCGUCGCCGACGAAGAAAAAGCUGUCGUUCUCCCUCUACCAAGCGCCGGCGGACCGCUCCGCUGCACCGCAGAGCGCGCGGGGCCAGGGGGACGCGCGCGGGACCCGCGCAGGCCCGCUGAUGCGGAUGAUUUCCGGGGGGAGCGCGAUGCGGACGGUGGUGGAGGAGGAGGAAGAGGAGGAGGAGAAGGCGAAGGGGAAGGAGACGCGGACGGCGGGGGGAAAGGGGCCAGGCGGAGUGGGUGGAGGGGAGGCGGUGGGGGAGAAGGAGGCGGAGGGGGAGGGUGACGCGGUGGAUCUGGCGGACGUUCUUGCGGAGGGGGAGGGGUUAAAUGACGAGGAGGAGGAGGAAGAAGAGGAUGAUGAGGAUGAGGAGGAAGAUGAGGAGGAGGACGAUGAUGAUGAUGACGACGAUGACGAGGAGGACGAAGAGGACGAAGAGGAGGAGGAGGAGGAGGAGGAGGAGGAGGAGGAGGAGGAGGGGGGUGUGGAGGUGAAAGAGGUGAUGGCGGGAUACGCGGUAGAGAGGGACUCGAGCAUUGAGCGCACGGUGCGCGUGGAUCCGGGCACGGCCGCCACCACGGCCACCAGCAGCGCGUUUUCAACCGCCUCUACCACCACGUUUGACUCGGCGAGCUCAACGGGCGACGGUAGGUCGCAGCAGUCGCAGGGGUCGCAGGGGUCGCGCAUGGCACAGGCGAUGCGGGAGUUCGAGUGGACGCUGCAGGCGGAGCACUCGAAGCUGCACACAGCCGCGCUCGUGCCCGGGGACGAGCGCAAGGGGCUGGCGUGCGACGGUGACCUCGUGCUGAGCUGCGAAGACGCGUAUAACGGGGAUGCAGCGAAAGCGGGAGGCGGGGCAGGGGAUGGGGGCGGGCUGGAGGAGGAGAUGGACCUGGUGUCGGACGAGUUCAUGGAGCUGCUCUUGCUCUCGGGCGCGCUGGACGGUGGGGCGAGUGGGCUGGACGGUAUGGGCGGUGAAGGGGAUGACGAGGAGGAUUUAGGCGUGGACGGAGGCCUGCUGGGAGUGGCGCAGGGGCUGCUGAGCCCCACGCGCCAGGCGUCGAGCCGAGUGGGGAGUAACAGUGUGAGUAUGAGUGAGAGGGAGGGGGAGGGGGAAGGGAAAUGGGCGGACGGGGGUGGGGAGGUGUCGUCUUUCGCAGGCGAGGAAGAGGAAGAGGAGGAAGAAGAAGAGGAAGAGGAAGAGGAGGAAGAGGAAGAAGAGGAUGUGUUUGACGGGGAAGGAGAGCGAGGAAUGGCGAUGUGCAAUGGUGCUGGGAGGGAGGGAGCGCAGGAGGAGGAGGGGGGCGAGGGCGACGACGACGAUCCGUUGUCGUUUAUGGUGAGGGAGGCGGAGGAGGAGCAGCAGAAGGCGGAGAUCGAGGAGAAGAGCCGCCGCAAGGCGCGCCUGCUGGAGAGCGAGGAGGAGGCGGCGCUCAUGCUGCAGUUCCGAGGGAAGACCGGUACUGGCGGUGCUGCUGCUGCUGCUGCCUUUGCUGCAGAUCUUGCCCCUCCCGCUGCAUCCGCUGCUGCCGCUCCUGCUCCUGCUGCUUCUGCUGCUGCGGCUGCGGCUGCAGCGGAUGGUGAUGCGGGUGGCUCCGCUGCUGCGGGCAGCAGCAGUGCGCUGGUGGUGGCGGGGAGAGGCAGGGGCGCGCCCAGCACCGCCGCAGCCUCCACCACUUCCGCUUCUUCUGCUGCAUCUGCUCCCCCUGGUCGCAAGCGCUGGGGUGCAGCGGGGCCGCUGGCCCUAGGAGGGCGGGGCAGAGGCACCAGCAGCAGCAGCGCUGGCACGCUUGUGCCCAGUGGCCGCGGUAGGGGGACGCUGGGCGCGGGGACGGGAGGAGGCAGGGGGAAGGGGGGCCGGCUGACAGUGCAGGAGAGAGUGAAACUGCUGGAGAGAGAGAAGGCAGGCGGGUGGCGCGAGAGAGGGGGAAAGGGGUGGGGGGAGGAAGAGGAGGUUGCAGAAGGGACUGGGAGUGGGGGAGAGGGAGGUGGAGGGUCGUCUACGUCGACUGCCCUCGUGCCAGCUGGCAGGGGCGCGGGGCGGCAGCUGUCCACGUCAGCAGAGGUGGAGGAGGUGACAACUGGCAUUCCGCGGGCGGUCCUGCGCGGGGGGAUGGGGCCUCUGGGCGCCAGCGGUAGAGGCACUAUCAGCAGCGUUAGCAGCAACAGAAAUGGCGGGGCAAUAGAGAUUAAAAUGCACGGGGGGAGCGGCAUUGGGCGGGGCAGCAGCAGCGGGGCGGGGCGAGGGGCGGGGCGAGGGGCGGGGCGAGGGGCGAGAGGCGCGUUACCUGCGCCCCCUGACGCGGCAGCAGCAGAGGCAAACGGUUGCACGGCCAUGGUGCCAGUGGCGGGGCCGGGAGGGCUGGUAGCUGCAGGCGCGUCAAGCGGGGAGAAGGGCAGCAGGGGGUCCAGCGGGGGAGAGGCUGGCGGGGCGAUGGUACCAGUGGCGGGGCCGGGAGGCUUGGUGGCUGCAGGGGGGAGAGGCAGAGAAGCAGGGGCAGCAGGGGUAGCAGGGCCAAUGACCUUGGCGGCCAUUCAGCAGGGCGCGCUGGCUCCUGGCGCGGGCUUUGGCGGGCUGCAUAUGCCCAUGCCCAUGGGGUCGCUAUCGUCCAGCCCGUUCACGACCAUCAACACCAGCAGCGGCGGCGGCAUCAACAGCAUCAGCACGCGCAGCAGCGUGGGUGGGAUGACCGCCACCACCACCACCACCUUCUCGCCCUCCCCCUCCUCCUUCCCCUGCUUCUCCCCGUCCUCCCUCACCCCCGCGCUCACCAGCCUCAACAGCGUGCUCACCCCCACCGUCCCCGCCACGGGGCUGGCGUCCGCCAGUGCGGCGCUGUACGGCGAGCAGGGCAUGCUGGGGCAGCUGGGCAUGUUCAAAGCCACGGACCCCAUGCACCUCGCAGUGCCGCCCUCCAUUGCUCCCCCCGAGCUGGUGCAAGGCAUGGGGUCGGCCAUCGCCCUGCCUGGGGGCGGGUUCUUGACGUCCAUGUCGGGGAAACACUUCUCACAAGGCGCCAGUCGCCUCGUCAUGCAGUUCUCCCGUGCUGUCGUGGUGCCAGAGGAGAUGGGCAUGGAGGGGGCGGACAUCAUUCAGAGCAUGGUGGCGCUGGGCAUGGACGCGCUGUCGCAGCAGGCGCACAUGCUCAUGCCGCUGCCCGACAUCAGCGGCAAGGCGCUCGAGCAGAUCGCAGCCGAGGGGCUGCUCUUCCUCGAUGGGGCGGGCGGUGCGGGGUACGAGGAGCACCUGAGAAGGCUGGGCGCACCACAGAGGAGGGCUCUUGGUGCAGCAGCAGCAGCGGCAACAGGAGAGUCCUAUUUGGCCCUGGAGGGGCGUGCAGGGGGGGGUUACCUCGCUCUUGAAGGCGGAGCACCAGCAGCAGGGAUGCAAGGGGGGCAGCUAGUGCAUGUAGGGGCCGGACAGCUAGCAACAACGGGAGGAGGCUUGGCCGUAGGUAUGCCGGGUGGUCUGUCCCCCGAAGCUAUGGCAGCUGUGGCUCGGCAGUCCGCCAUGGCUGGCACUCUGGUUCGGCUGCAGCGCCGAGGCAGGCUGAUAGCCGCAGCAAGGCAGAGGCAGCUGCAGCGGAAGCUGCUGCUGGAGCAGGGCGGGGGAGGGGGGGAGGCAGGGGAAGGCGCAACUGGGGCAGGCGGGGCCAAGGAGGGGCGGCUGGCGCUGCUAAGGCGAACUGCUGGGGGCCUUGUUGCUGCUGGUGGUGGUGCUGGUGGGAAGGGAGCGAACGGAGAGAGGCAGUUGCUUGCAGGGGAUGUGCUUAUAGAGGAUAUGGAGGACAUGGAGUUGGAGCUGAUGCUGAUGGGGGAGGAGGGGUGGGAGGACGGGGAGGACGAGUAUGUGCCCUUGGACGAGCUGGGGGCGCUGGCUAUUGAGCAGAUAGAGAGGAUGGCUCUGGAGGGGCUCAGAGUGCAGAACGACGCGACUGACUUGCUGGCUCCGUAUGCUAUAGAGCUGGGGAAGGAUGGCGCUCGGGGUGCAGCGGGCGCGCUGGGAAUGGGCGGGUUUGGGGCGUUGAGGAUUGGCGAGGGAGCAGGGGGGAGGGCUGCUUUGGGAGCGGGAGGGGGAGGGAUGGGCGCGUUGAUGUAUGGAGGGGCGGAGAUGGGGGCAGGAGGGGACGAGUGGGCGAUGGUAGCGGCAGGGGGGGGUGCGAUGGGGCUGGCGGUGUCUGUGGACGAGUGGCAGCGGCUGGACGCGGGGAUAUUUGAAGACUUUGAGACGGAGGAUGAUACUCUCGCGGUGCUACAGGCGCACUGCACUGCGCAUGGCGCUGGGGAGAUGGUGCUGCAUGAUAUUGCCCAGAUGAGGUCGGACUUGGCCGCCGUGAGGGGAGGAGGGAUGAUGGGCAUGAUGGGUGGUGGGGGGAUGGGGAUGAUGGGCAUGGGAGGGAGGAUGGGGGGAGCGCUGGGUGGAGCAGGAGGAGGGGUUGAAGGCGGGUUGAUGGGGGAUAAGGUGACGGUGGCGAUGCUGGUGCAGCUGAGAGACCCUCUGAGGAACUUUGAGCCGGUGGGUGCCCCCAUGAUGGCUCUGCUGCAGGCAGAGCGAGCCCCCCCUGCUGCUGCUGAUGCUAAGGGUAACAGCAAUGGUAGUGUAGCGGCAUUGGAGGGGGGCGGAGGAGCAGGAGGCGCCAAGGCCUUGCCAGGGCCUGGAGGUGUGAGAAGAAUUGCGUAUAAUCUGCACACUGGUACGGCUGUGCGGCCGGCAGGAGGGCCUCUGGCAGAGCGGAACGGAGCGGGCAAUCUGCCGAGAGAAGGGGAUGUGAUUGUGGAAGAGGUGGAUGAUGAGGAGCAGUCAGCCGCAAAGGGGAAAGGUGGAGUGGAAAAGCCUCGGUUUAAACUGACAGGGGUGCACAUGAUGGGGCUGAAAUCUGAAGAGGCUGCAAAGAGAGGGUGGGGGAACCAGAAACAGGGGCAGGCAGGGUCCAGGUGGCUUGCAGCUAAUGGCAUGGGGAAGAAAGGUGCAGCUAAGCCGAAGGGACCGAGCAGGCCUGCCAAGGUGACUGUACAGUCAGGUGACACUCUGUGGAGCUUGUCGCAGAAGGUGCAUGGCAGCGGCACAAAGUGGAAGGAUGUGGUGAAGCUGAACCCACACAUUCGGAAUCCCGACCUCAUUCUCCCCAACCAACACGUCCGCAUGCGCUGAUACCAAUCAGCUGUUUUGAGGCCAAGGUUGCCAUCAACACCUGCAGAGACAUCAUGGGAAGCUGCAGAGACAUCUUUUGACAUGGCAGUAACUAAGCCAUGCUUGGCAUUCACUCAUGCCAAAACAAAAGCUGCCAGGGGAAAGUUGAUUACUUAACUGCUGCUCACCCCUGUACAUUCGUCACCGAUACUGAUGACACGGAUAGCAUGUACGGUAAUUUUCCAGUAGUCUUGGUUCUAGUUCAUAGGCUGUGCAGCCUAUGAUUCGUAGUAGUGACACUAGAUGGUUUGAUUUUAGAAACUCCACGUGUUCUGUAGUUACACAACGUUUCUUAUUGCGUGUGAUCUCUCCUGUAGGUUUUGUGCAGUCCAA